AUGUCGCUCCGUCAUGUCGUAUCCAACGUCCUCGCGACGACAGCGAUGAUCGCGAUAAGCCUAGUGGCAGCCAGGGCUCUAAUAGCCAACAUGGAUGGGGACCAAGAUAGUCUAAUGAUCCUGGAAAUGGCGGGUGGAACAACAAUCGGGACAACAGUCGUGACAACAACCGUAACCGCGACCGAAGCCGCGACCGCCAAUGCGACCAAGGCUACGACCGCACUCAUCGUGGAGGUCGUAAUGACCAGGUUGACAUUGCUGCUCGUGCAGCCGCUCGGCCUCUUAUUCACGAAGGCAUUCGCCUCAAUGGAUAUGCCAACACCCACAUCCUCUCCCAACACUUUGUGCCUCCGUCUACUCUCAAUCAUGUCCUUCAGCGUCCCAACCCACCAUCGUUUUUACCAAAGUGCCCACUCGGCCACAUGCACUGAUAUAAUUAACCCGGCGUCGGAAACAUCGAUCAAGGUGGUUCUUCAACUGCCCCUAAGAUGUGUGGACGGUGUCCGCCCCCAUCCCCCAUUCCAAGUUGUUGGUGGACUAUGCGUUUUCGCCCUUCAUGCGGACCUUUGCUGCUGUAAAAGCGACCUGGGCGACCCACCGCUACCUAUGUCGGUGACGUUUCGUCCAAACGACUUCCUUGCUCUGCAAGAACAUUUGAUCGUUGACUCUGGCGCCUCUGCCUCAUGCAUCCCCAACCGAGAUUAUUUCUCCAAGUAUGUCCCCUGCGCACUGUAUCUUACAGUCGGGAAUGGCGCGCACCUUCCCGUCCUUGGCUAUGGCCCUAUAACCUUGGCCGUGGACAUGCCGUCCCGUGACCAAGCCGACGAUAUUCGUCCAUGCGCUCACUACUAA
Molecule: messenger RNA, 852 nt
Organism: Aphanomyces astaci
Lineage: Eukaryota; Oomycota; Saprolegniomycetes; Saprolegniales; Verrucalvaceae
Exons: 2
Coding region: 1-852 (283 amino acids)
Biological process (GO): proteolysis
Molecular function (GO): aspartic-type endopeptidase activity
Source: RefSeq, a predicted model, not a curated record